CGGCUCCUGGGAGCGGCCUUAGGACGCGGGGUGGACUCUCACCAUCGCACAGGAAGCCGGCCAAUCCCCAGAUGAAGUCCGAGCAGAGGUGGCAGAAGGUAGGCUUGAGCACGUACAGAGAGACUGAGACACUCGCCAGGAAUAAUGGCUGCGCCGAGACACCCAAACACUGUUAAUGUUAGUUCCACAUUUGUAGUGCCUGGGACUCAGCGGAACUCGCCAGGAAGAGGCGGCGCGUGACUGGGUUCCGUUUUGUCCAGGCCUGGCGAAUGGUCACGUGGGGCGUUACCCGGAGGCGGAACACUGCGACCGCUGCCUAAAAGCUUGCUGUUUUGGGGGCGCCUGGAUAUCCCAGCCAUGCGCCCCCCGCGCCCCGCCUCUGCUUUGCUGAUAUUUUUUGCAGCGUUCUUGGCCUCGCCCCUGGCGCUGGCUGAGACACCGUACCUGGUGCGCGUGGACGCAGCCCGCCCGCUGAGGCCUCUGCUGCCCUUCUGGAGGAGCACCGGCUUCUGCCCCCCACUGCCUCACGACCAGGCUGACCAGUACGACCUUAGUUGGGACCAGCAACUGAACCUUGCCUACAUAGGUGCUGUACCUCACAGUGGCAUUGAGCAGGUCCGGAUACACUGGCUGCUGGACCUCAUCACAGCCAGGAAGUCAUCAGGCCAGGGAUUGAUCUACAACUUCACCCACUUGGAUGCAUUCCUGGAUCUCCUCAUGGAGAACCAGCUUCUCCCGGGAUUUGAGCUAAUGGGCAGUCCUUCUGGAUACUUCACGGACUUUGAGGACAAGCAGCAGGUGUUUGAAUGGAAGGACCUGAUUUCUCUCCUGGCCAGGAGAUACAUUGGUAGGUAUGGGCUGACACAUGUUUCCAAGUGGAACUUUGAAACUUGGAACGAACCAGACCACCAUGACUUUGACAACGUGUCCAUGACCACACAAGGCUUCCUGAAUUACUAUGACGCUUGCUCUGAGGGGCUGCGCAUUGCCAGCCCGACUUUGAGGCUGGGUGGUCCUGGGGAUUCCUUCCACCCCCUGCCAAGGUCACCAAUAUGCUGGAGCCUCCUGGGACACUGUGCCAACGGAACCAACUUCUUCACUGGCGAGGUGGGCGUCCGCCUGGAUUACAUCUCCCUGCACAAGAAGGGUGCAGGCAGCUCCAUCGCCAUCCUGGAGCAGGAGGUGGCAGUCGUGGAGCAGAUCCAGCAGCUCUUCCCCAAGUUCAAGGACACCCCUAUUUAUAAUGACGAGGCAGACCCUCUGGUAGGCUGGUCCCUGCCGCAACCUUGGAGAGCCGAUGUGACUUAUGCCGCCCUGGUGGUGAAGGUCAUCGCACAGCACCAGAACCUGCUGUUUGCCAACAGCAGCUCCUCCAUGCGCUACAUGCUCCUCAGCAAUGACAAUGCCUUCCUGAGCUACCACCCGUACCCUUUCUCCCAACGUACACUUACUGCUCGCUUCCAGGUCAACAACACUCACCCACCCCACGUGCAGUUGCUGCGGAAGCCAGUACUCACAGUCAUGGGGCUGAUGGCCCUGUUGGAUGGAGAGCAACUCUGGGCAGAGGUCUCGAAGGCUGGGGCUGUGUUGGACAGCAACCAUACAGUGGGUGUCCUGGCCAGCACCCAUCACCCUGAAGGUCCCUCAGAGGCCUGGAGAACCACUGUCCUGAUCUACACUAGUGAUGACACCCACGUACACCCUAACGACAGUAUCCCUGUUAUUCUUCAUCUGCGUGGAGUACCUCCUGGCCUGGAGCUUGUCUACGUAGUACUCUACUUAGACAAUCAACUCAGCAGCCCCUACAGUGCAUGGCAGCGCAUGGGCCAGCCAGUCUUCCCCUCUGCAGAGCAGUUCCGACAAAUGCGCAUGGUGGAGGACCCAGUGGCUGAGGCACCGCGCCCAUUUCCUGCUAGGGGCCGCCUGACCCUGCACCGUAAGCUUCCAGUGCCAUCUCUCCUGCUGGUUCAUGUAUGCGCACGGCCCUUGGAACCACCAGGGCAGGUCAGCCGGCUCCGUGCGCUGCCCCUGACACGUGGGCAGCUGGUUCUGGUCUGGUCGGAUGAGCAUGUGGGCUCCAAGUGCCUGUGGACAUAUGAGAUCCAGUUUUCCCAGAAGGGUGAAGUAUAUGCCCCAAUCAACAGGAGGCCGUCUACUUUUAACCUAUUUGUGUUCAGCCCUGACACAGCUGUGGUCUCUGGCUUCUACCGAGUGCGAGCACUGGACUACUGGGCCCGGCCGGGCCCCUUCUCCGACCCUGUGACUUACCUGGAUACCCCUGCCUCCUGAAAAACACUGACUCCCAGAGACUGGUGAAUGGAGUGAGCCAGGAUGAGCUAGACUGCCACCAGCUAAGCAGCUGACAAGUAGCUUCUUUUGUUGUUCCCCUAUUUCCUUUAAGGUGUCUUUCUCUACCUCAGACUUGGGGUCAGCCGUUGUGGAUGAGCACUUUACUGGCCCACUUGGAGUGACCUUUGCCCACCUUCCUCCUGGGGAGAUGGCUCAGUGGGUAAAGUGCUUGCUGUGCAGGCACGAGGACUUGUGUUCAGAUAUCUAGCACUCAUGUAAAGUAGGGCACUAGUGUUGGUGGAAGGGACAGGAACAGGCCAGAGCUCACUGGCCAUCUAGUCUACCUGAAACUGCAAGUUCCGGGUUCAGUAAGGAACCCUGUUUUAGAAAAAUCAAAUAGACACGCACGCACAGGAACACACACAUGCACACACAUACAUCACACCAUGCACACAGUCUGAAUUCUGUAAUUAAAAAAUAAAUGCAAACGCGUCUUUCUGAAAUACAAUUGCAUAGAGUAAACAUUUCCAACAGGUCAAAUAAAUGACAGGGGAGGAUUUAAAUGAAACAAGACCAAAACACGGCAAGACAAACAUUAAAUCCUGCAGAUCCAUUCUCAGCACUGGGGCACGUUAUUGGGAUAUGAGCUCUAACGUGCUGGACAGUCUGUGUCUGUGGUGUGUCAUUUUCAGCCCCUCUGACCUUUCUCCUAGGCUGGUGUCUUAGGCGUUCUAUUGAUGUGAUAAAACACGAUGAGCUUAA
This is a messenger RNA of Rattus rattus (black rat), 3051 nucleotides long. It is a transcript of the gene Idua, whose product is annotated as alpha-L-iduronidase. Gene Ontology annotation, molecular function: L-iduronidase activity. The transcript is spliced from 15 exons. NCBI's taxonomy places the organism in Eukaryota, Metazoa, Chordata, Mammalia, Rodentia, Muridae. Bases 358 to 2289 code for a protein of 643 amino acids. The record is from RefSeq and is a predicted model, not a curated record. Gene Ontology annotation, biological process: carbohydrate metabolic process.